Messenger RNA from Pongo pygmaeus (Bornean orangutan), 12534 nucleotides. RefSeq names its product nucleolar protein with MIF4G domain 1 (gene NOM1). The record is from RefSeq and is a predicted model, not a curated record. Gene Ontology annotation, cellular component: nucleolus. The transcript is spliced from 11 exons. The coding region runs from base 482 to 4048 and encodes 1188 amino acids. Gene Ontology annotation, molecular function: protein binding; RNA binding. Gene Ontology annotation, biological process: ribosomal small subunit biogenesis. NCBI's taxonomy places the organism in Eukaryota, Metazoa, Chordata, Mammalia, Primates, Hominidae.
UAUUCAAAAUUUUUUAUUUGUAAAGAAUUCCUUGCCGGCUGUGGUGGCUCACACCUGUAAUCCCAAUACUUUGGGAUUUGAGCUUAGGAGAUUGAGACCUGCCUGGACAACACAGGGAGACCCUGUCUCUACUUUAAAUUUAUAUUAAAUAAAUUUUAUAUUUAAAAAAAUUCCUAAAACCUAUAAGGAAAAUGGACAAAGGCCAUAAACAGAGGAGGAAAUACAAAUGCCCAGUGAACAAAGACACCCACUCUCAUCAGGAACUAAAUGACAAGAUGCCAUUUUGAGCUGACAAGCUGACAAAAAUUAAAACAUUUUAAAGUCAAGGACGGGCCGGGCGCCGUGGCUUGCCUGUAAUCCCAGCACUUUGGUCCACCAUUGCACUCUGGCCUGAGCAACAGAGUGAGACUCGGUCUCAACAAAAAAAAAAGAAAAAAAAGAAAUUAAAUUAAAUUAAGUCAAGGGUGGGAACUCUGUGGAAAUGAAGCUUCUGAAGCUGUCCGGGAAGAGAAGCGGCCCCUGGUCAGGCCGAGAACGCCACAGCAGCAGCCCCGUCUUCCCCCAGCUCACUGCUAGGAGAGGCUGCUCCUGCAGCCCCAGGCCUCCCAAAAAUCCAGACGCAAACAGCGCGGUCUCUGCCUUCGCUUCCCGGUUCAAGUUACCCAGUAAAGAGGAACCUCAAACGCUCUGCCCCUGGUCGGGGCCCAGCGUCCAAACCCAGCCUAGGCAGGGCCGGCUCCUCCGGGGUCCUCGGCCGCCUGGGGGCCACAGGCGUCUCCCCGGUCCGUAUCCAGAGCCUGCUUCUCAGGAGAACGCUGGCUCUGGGGCCAGUCCUAACCCACGAGGCCUCCUCUCGACCACAUCUGCAAAGGCCCUAUUUCCAAAUAAGGUCGCAUUCCUGGGUCCCGGACGGACACGAACCCAGGGCCCGCGCAUCCCAGCGUCGCAGCCGCCAACCUCCGGCACCACGCCGACCCGCGCGGAGUCUUCCCUCCAUCAUCCGCGAGGAUUUCCCUUUGGAGUCUCGCUCUGUCGCCCAGGCUGGAGUGCAAUGGCGCAAUCUCGGCUCACUGCAACCUCCGCCUCCGUGGUUCAAGCGACUCUCCUGCCUCAGCCUCUGAGUAGCGGGAUUACUGGCGCGCGCCACCACGCUCAGCUUUUUGUAGAGACGGGGUUUCACCAGGUUGGCCAGGCUGGUCUCGAAAUCCUGACUUCAUGUGAUCCACCCGUCUCGGCCUCUCAAAGUGCUGGGAUUACAGGCGUGAGCCACCGCGCCCGGCCGGAUUUCCCUUUUAAACGUGAAGACAACUCCAUGUUCAUCGCGAGCCUGAAGUCCACGUGGCGCCCACCCGCGGGCGCCACCUGCCCGGCUGCCCCCGCACCCGGCCCGCCAGCCCUGCGCAGCCGCCUCUUUCCCCGGAAGUCCCGCCUCGGCCGGAAGUCGUGCGUCCACGCGUCUCGAAAGAUGGCGGCGUCCAGGAGAACGGGAGAGGCCGGCCCGGGCUGCUCCCAGGGACGCGUGGUCCGCAUGAAGCGCAGAGGCGGGCGCGGGCCGCGCUGCGGUCCUGGUGGCGGUGGGGAGAAGGCCCUGAAGAGGCUCAAGCUAGCGGUGGAGGAGUUCGUGCACGCGACUUCGGAGGGCGAGGCUGCCGGGGGUUGCGAGGGGCGCGGCGCCCCGGUGAGCUUUCGCCCGGGAGGGAGAAAAAGCCGCAAGGAACUGAGGAAGGAGAAGCGGCACCUGCGGAAAGCACGCCGGCUGCAGAGGACAGCCGGGCCGGACCAGGGUCCCGGCCCGGGAGGCCGAAGCGGAGCCGAAGAAGCGAGCGGUCCCCGGCGGGACACGGAGGAGCGCGCCCGCCCAGCCCCUAGUCGGGAUCCCUCGCCUCCCAAGAAGCCGCGGCCGUCCCGGGUCAAGGCCAAGGCCACGGCCGCCACCGCAAAGACCAGACCCUCCGCAGCCGCCACCGCCGCUGCCCGGAAACGGGCGCUUUUAGCGGCCAACGAGGAGGAGGACCGAGAGAUCCGAAAGCUGGAGCGUUGCCUCGGCUUGAACAAGCGCAAAAAGAAGGAGGGCAGGAGCUCCGUGCCGCUGAGCUUUGCACGCGACGGUCUUGACUAUAUUCUGGGAGCCCUGGAGUCUGGGAAAAAUAGCGGCUUGUACGACAGCAGUGGUGAGGAGGAGGAAGAUGCCGGACAGACACUUCCCGAAAGUGACUUAGAGAGUGACUCCCAGGACGAAAGUGAGGAGGAGGAGGAAGACGUAGAAAAGGAAAAGAAGGCGCAGGAAGCAGAAGCAGAAGCGCAGAGCGAGGACGACGACGAGGGUACAGAACAGGAACAGGGGGAAGAAAAGGAAAAGGGAGCGCAGGAGAAGAGAGGGAAGAGAGUCCGUUUUGCAGAAGAUGAAGAAAAGAGUGAAAAUUCCUCGGAAGACGGUGAUGUAACGGAUAAGAGUCUUUGUGGAAGUGGUGAAAAGUACAUCCCACCUCAUGUGAGGCGAACUGAGGAGACAGUGGACUUCAAGAAAAAGGAAGAACUAGAAAGGCUGAAGAAACAUGUAAAAGGUCUACUUAACAGGUUGAGUGAACCCAACAUGGCUUCCAUCAGUGGGCAGCUGGAGGAGCUGUACAUGGCCCACAGCAGAAAGGACAUGAAUGACACCCUGACCUCCGCCCUCAUGGGUGCCUGUGUCACUGCCUCGGCCAUGCCCAGCAGACUCAUGAUGGAGCAUGUUCUCUUAGUCAGCAUCCUUCACCACACAGUUGGAAUCGAGGUCGGUGCCCACUUUCUGGAGGCAGUGGUGAGGAAGUUCGAUGCCGUCUAUAAACACGGAAGCGAAGGGAAAGAGUGUGACAACCUGUUCACCAUCAUUGCCCAUUUAUACAACUUCCACGUGGUACAGUCUCUCCUCAUCUUCGACAUUUUGAAAAACCUGAUUGGAACUUUCACCGAAAAAGAUAUUGAACUGAUCUUGUUAAUGCUGAAAAACGUGGGUUUUUCAUUGAGGAAAGAUGAUGCUUUAUCACUUAAGGAACUGAUCACUGAAGCCCAGACCAAAGCCGGCGGGGCAGGCAGCAAGUUUCAGGACCAGACCAGGAUGCGGUUUAUGCUCGAGACGAUGUUGGCCCUGAAGAAUAAUGACAUGCGCAAAAUUCCAGGCUAUGACCCUGAGCCCGUGGAGAAGCUGAGGAAACUGCAGAGAGCUUUGGUCCGCAACGCCGGCUCAGGUUCUGAGACUCAGCUUCGCGUCUCUUGGGACAGCGUCUUGAAUGCGGAGCGGACGGGUCGCUGGUGGAUUGUGGGGUCCGCCUGGAGUGGGGCGCCGAUGAUCGACAACAGUCACCAUACGCACCUGCAGAAGCAGCUUGUGGGGACGGUCAGCUCAAAGAUCCUAGAACUCGCCCGGAAGCAGAGGAUGAACACGGACGUCCGGAGAAACAUAUUCUGCACAAUAAUGACAAGUGAAGAUUUUUUGGAUGCUUUUGAAAAGCUUCUGAAGCUUGGACUUAAGGAUCAGCAAGAGAGAGAAAUCAUUCACGUUCUCAUGGAUUGCUGCCUUCAAGAGAAAACUUACAAUCCCUUCUAUGCUUUCCUGGCUAGCAAAUUCUGUGAAUAUGAAAGGAGAUUUCAGAUGACUUUCCAGUUCAGCAUAUGGGACAAAUUUCGGGACUUGGAAAACUUGCCAGCUACGAAUUUCUCUAAUUUGGUUCAUCUGGUGGCCCACUUGUUGAAGACAAAAUCGCUUUCCCUUUCUAUCUUAAAGGUAGUCGAAUUCAGUGAAUUGGACAAACCCAGAGUCCAUUUUUUACGAAAAGUAUUAAGUAUCCUAUUAAUGGAAACAGAAGUUGAAGACCUCAGUUUAAUUUUCACAAGAGUAUCUGACAACCCAAAGCUGGGGAUGUUACGUGAGGGUUUGAAGCUUUUCAUCAGCCACUUCUUGCUAAAGAACGCACAGGCCCACAGAAGCGCCGACGAAGCCAACAUGCUGAGAGCGAGAGCUGACCUUGCAACCAGGUGUCUGCAAGGAAAAGCUUCCCUGAGAAUGUAGUCAGGGACAGAAGGAGGGCAGGUGGCCCUUUGACUGUAAAAUGUCCUUUGUAAACCCAAAGGCUUAUUCUGUUGCCUGCGUGUGAACGUUUGGUAGAGCUGUAUCAUUCUGUUACUGUAUUCUAUUUUGAGAUAAUUUUUUGAUCUAAGGUUUUAUUCAAAUAACUAUAUCUUGGGGGUGAGAGGAGAAGCAGGGAGGGAAAAGGGGUCAGGCACACUGGACAGGGUUCUCUAAGCAGUGAGGCUGGUGUGUGUGAUUGUCUUAAAAUUUUUAAUAGAUAUGGCCGAGCGUGAUGGCUCACCCCUGUAAUCCCAGCACUUUGUGAGGCCAAAGCAGGCGGAUCACUAGAGGCCAGGAAUUUGAAAACAGCCUGGGCAAAACCCUGUCUCUACUAAAAAUACAAAAAUUACCAAGGCAUGAUGGCACAUGCUGGUAAUACCAGCUACUGAGGUGGCUGAGGCACAAGAAUUGCUUGAACCCUGGAGGUAGAGGCUGCAGUGAGCCAAGAUUGUACCACUGUACUCCAGCCUGGGCUGGACAGUGAGACUUUGACAGACUGUCAAAAAAAAAAAAAAUUAAUAGAUAAAAUAGGCCACUAGAGGGUGCAGUUAUAAAGAAAUUGAUGAGGUUUUUACCUUUUUAAAAUAUUGGUUAAAAGUUCAAAAACCAUCACUUAAAUGUGAUUCUUUUUUUGAGACGGAGUCUUGCUCUGUCACCCAGGCUGGAGUGCAGUGUCCUGUAAUCUCGGCUCACUGCAACCUCCACCUCCCGGAUUCAAGCAAUUCUCCUGCCUCAGCCUUCCUAAUAGCUGGGACUACAGGCACACACCACCAUGCCCAGCUAAUUUUUGUAUUUUAGUAGAGACGGGUUUCACCAUGUUGGCAAGGCUGGUCUUGAACUCCUGACCUCAGGUGAUCCACCCGCCUCAGCCUCCCAAAGUGCUGAGAUUACAGGCAUGAGCCACCACACCCAGCUUAAAUGUGAUUCUUGAUAUUAAGUAUUUGGGUUGCAGUUGAACUUUGGCAAGGUCAGUCGACAUAAGCCCUGUGGAUAUGGCCUUAUGUACACUAUAAUGCAGACAGGUGCUUUUCAUCAUUCAUGUAACAUUCUCACACAGUUGAGGGUAUUCAUCUCCUCACUAAUUCCAAAUUGUAAAUGUACUUUCUUGAACAACUCUGAGGUCACCAAACAGUAGUUAUUUGACUGUUAAUAGGUGCUACUUGCUUGCAAGGAUUUGGAGAUGUAAACAUGAAGAAAAUAUAGUUACUCCUGCAAAGAAUUAACAUUUAUCUAGUGAGAGAAACAAACACACCCCACUCACUAAGUAUGGAAAACUGAUUCUGUGACGAAGCAGAAAUGUCCCUAGAUACCAGCGUGUAUUGCAGAUACCCAAAUGUUUAUUGUUUUCUCAGCCCUUCAGUUUUGCUUUUCUCUCUCAGAUGCUAUGACUCGAUUUAAAUCUUACCUUUGAUUGUUGAAAAAAGUCACUAAGAUGUGAAUGCAGAAUAGACAUUGAGAAGUUAUAUAUGUCCAAAACUCAUCUGUCCAGCAGUCUCUGUCCUCUUCAGAGUCGUCCCGUUGGGCAGAUGGGCACAGGUGCUGGUGAUGCCACUCCUGUGCAAAACGCCCCGUUUGUGGCACUUUCAGAUAUUAUUUAUUUACUUUUUAAGAGAGACAGGCUCACUCUGUCACCCAGGCCGGAGUGCAGUGGCACGAUCGUAGUUACCGCAGCAUCAAAUUCCUGGACUGAGGCAAUCCUUUUGCCUCAGCCUCGUGCAUAGCUAGGACCACAAGCAAUAGAGACAAGAUCUCCCUAUGUUAUGCAGGCUGGACUUGAACUCCUGGCCUCAAGUGAUCCUCUUGCCUUGGCCUCCCAAACACAGGGAUUAUAGGUGUGAGCCCCCGUGCCUGGCAUCAGAUUUUAUUUUAGCUCUACCCUAUGGCAGUUUGUGUUUGGAAAUCGUGAUGUGAAGUCAUCAGUAUCUGUGCAUAUCCCUAAACUAAUGAUUUAAGCUUUGAAGCAUGUGCAAGCAACAUGAACAACUGAAUACAGAAAGUAACGGAAAGCAGCACAGACUGUGUCAUCCCUACAGACUUCUAACCCUACAUUCAGCAACAUCAUUCAACCCGAGGCCAGAUUGAAACCCUACGUCUUCUAGCAGGUUCUGAAUUUAGAGGACAAAUAAGGUGAUAGGUACUAAGAGAAGCGUGAAUUAAGUGAAAAUCUUCCCUUUGUUAAGGAGCUUUUUAACAAGAGCGUCUUUGCUGGGUGGUGAUUGGGAUAUAACAUCAGUUCUACUGGACGUGUAGCUUGAUAGUGAAAUAAGGAGCUUGGGCUAAGGUAUAAAUCAACACACUGCUUCCUUCCUCAAGAAGGUCUUACUGUGAAGAAAAAAAGUCAGUUGAACUAAAUUGUGCUUCACGCCACGGUUGAUUUGCAUUCUGAUGCAAACCCUCAACCCCACAGACCAAGAGGACCCCUGGCCGCCUGUGAAUGCCCCACAUUUGAGUGGUGCUAACGUAAGUGAUGUUAAUGGGAAUUAAUAGGGGUGCAGCUACUAAGAUUGGGAAAAAUUAUCAUGACAGUGGCACCUCCUAAUUUCAUUAUGUACCAUACGCAGUAACCCUUGUUUGAGGUAGAGAAUUGAAGCUGAUUUUUCUGCAGAAGAUGAGUUUCUAUAAACCAUCCCAUUUUUAUAUUUUAUUAUUAAAACAAAUAUACCUUUCUUUGCUAGAGAGUAUAUUUAUGACUUAAAUUAUUAGCUACGGUUUGCAUUUAGUAUAUGGCAGUUUGCCUGUAAGUCUGUUCAUUUUAACAACAUAUGGGGCUGGGCACGGUGGCUCGCGCCUGUAAUCCCAGCACUUUGGGAGGUUGAGGCGGGCAGAUCACUUGAGGUCAGGAGUUCGAGACCAGCCUGGCCAACACGGCAAAACCCCGUCUUUACUAAAAAUAUAAAAAUUAGCUGGGCAUGGUGGCAGGCACCUGUAAUCCCAGCUACUCGGGAGGCUGAGGCAGGAGAAUCGCUUGAACCUGGGAGGCGGAUGUUGCAGUGAGUGGACAUUGUGCCAUUGUACUCCAGCCUGGGAACAAGAGUGAAACUCUCAAAAGCAAAAACAAAAACCCAACAUAUAUGGGCUGUUAGAUAGUAAUUGUAAUUUAGUAUAAAUAGUAAAUGAGUACAUCUUGAUUAAAAGCUAUGAAUUCAGAAUUGCUUUUAAAUAUAUAGGGGGUUUUUUGAAAUUUAUUACAGUGCAAUUGAAAAUACACUUAAAAUACUGCAGGAUGCUUAGUGCUCAGUGUUAUGUAUGAACUUGUGGACUUUACAAUGCAGGUUAAGAACUGCUAAUCUAUAGAAUGACUAAACAGCUGUUUUUCAGGGAAUCUCAUUUUUAAAGGUAUAAGGAACAAACUUUAAUGUAUUGAAAUGUAUAAAUAAAAUUUAUUUUUUAUAUUUUGUUUAGAGUAACAGUGAACGUUUAUUUUGAAAGACCAGCUUGGCUGGGCAUGGUGGCUCACACCUAUAAUGCCAGCACUUUGGGAGGCCAAGGUGGGUGGAUCACCUGAGGUCAGGAGUUCGAGACCAGCCUGGCCAACAUGGCAAAAACCCUGUCUCUACUAAAAAUACAAAAGUUAGCCAGGUGUAGUGGCAGGUGCCUGUAAUCCCAGCUACUCGGGAGGCUGAGGCAGGAGAAACUUCAACCCGGUGGGGGGAGGUUUUAGUGAGCUGAGAUUGUGCCGUUGCACUCCAGCCUGGGCAAAAGAACAAGCCUCUGACUCAAAAAAAAUCUUUGAUGGUAAACUGAGGUCUAUACCUUUCCUUUACCUUUUAAAGAAGGCUACUUAGCUCUAUGAUUUAGGAAGAAAGAUUCAUUCUCUUCACCCCCAGAGAGAGAGAACGCCCAGGAGGUGGAAUGUUAACCACUGGAGAACUUGGGGAGGUUUAUGCGGGUGAAGUGUGUUCUUGGAACUUUUCUGUAAGUGUAUAAUUGUUUCAAAAUAGAUUUUUUGAAAGCAUUCAUAAUGCAGAACUCAUUCUAUAAAGAUCUAAAAUAUACUUUUACAAAAAUAAUUAAGCAAACUGAUUCAAAUCACCUUUGCCUCCUUCGUAAAAAAUUGCCUAGGCCUUAGCGUACAUCUGCCAAGAUUUACCUUAACUUUAGGGCGGGUUGGUUUCCGUCAGCUUGGUCAGGUGACCGCCUUAGCUCCCUGUCGCACCACCUGCAUUGGCAGUGGAGGGUGGGAGACCUGGAGAACAGAAGGAGGGAAGGUCCUGUCAUUGACCGCGCUCAGGGGCUUCGGUAUCAAGAACUGCAUUGAUGAUGGGCUUGGUGUCGGUGGGUGUCCAAAUUACCCAGGCACCUGCAUCCCUAUAGGGUUGAAUAGAGUGUAUAGGAGUGAGCUGGGAGAUGCCAGCACCCUCCCCCUCUCCCCACUGUGGCAGGCGUCCCACGGGCCAGGUCAGCUUCAUUCUUUUUUUUUUUUUUUUUUGAGAUGGAGUCUCACUCUGUCUCCCAUGCUGGAGUGCAGUGGCACGAUCUCAGCUCACUGCAACUUCGGCUUCCUGGGUUCAAGCGAUUCUCCAGCCUCAGCCUCCCAAGUAGCUGAGAUUACAGGCAUGCACCACCAUGCCUGACUAAUUUUUGUACUUUUAGUAGAGACAGGGUUUCACCCUGUUGGCCAGGCUGGUCUCAAACUCCCAACCUCAAGUGAUCUGCCCACCCUGGCCUCCCAAAGUGCUGGGAUUACAGGUGUGAGCCACCGCACCCGGCCCCGUAUACCACAUUUUCUUUAUCCAUUAGGUUGAUGCUGUAUCUUGGCUAUUGUGACUAGUGCUGAAAUGAACAUGGGAAUGCGGAUGUCUCUUUGAAAUGGUGACUGAGUUCUUUUAGGUGUAUACCCAGUUGUGGGAUUACCGGAUCAUAUGGAAGUUCUAUUUUUAAUUUUUUGAGGAGCUUCCCUACUGCUUUCCAUAAUGGCUGUGCCAAUUUACAUUUCCACCAACCACGUGUGAGGAAAACGGUGUGGGUUCCCUUUUCUCCACGCCUUUGCCAACACUCCCCUUUUGUGUGUUUAAUAGUAGCCAUUCUAACAGGUGCAAGGUGAUAGUUCAUUGUGGUUUUGAUUUUCAUUUCCCUGAUGAUUAGUGAUGUUGAACAUCUCGUAUAACUGUUGGGCAUUUGCAUGCUUGCUUUGGAGAAAUGUUUAUAUGCAUCCUUUGGCCCAAUUUUUAUCAGAUUUUUGGGGGUUUUUUAUUUGGUUUUGUUAUUUGUGGGUUAUUGUUUUUGUUUUGCUAUUCAGUGGUAUGAGCGUAUUUUGGAUAGUGACACCUCAUUAGAUCUAUGGUUUGCAACCAUUUUCUCCCACUGGGUAGGCUGUCUUCAUUUUUUUUUUUCCUCUCCUGCGCAGAAGCUUUUUAGUUUGAUGUAAUCCCAUUUGUUUAGUUUCGCUUGUGUUGCCUGUGCUUUUGGGUUCACAUCCAAAAAGUUAUUUCCGAGACCAAUGUUGAGGAACUCUUUUCCUACGUUUUCUUCUAGGUGUUUUGUGAUUUCAGGUCUUAAAAGAUUUAAGCCUUUGAUCCAUUUGAGUUGAUUUUUGUAUAUGGUGUAAGAUAAGGAUCCAGUUCCAUUCUUUUGCAUUGGAGAUCCAUUUUUCCCAGCACCGUUUAUUGAAAACAUUAUCCUUUCCUCACUGCGUAUUCUUGGUGCCCUUGUCAAAUAUUAGUUGACUGUGUAUGUGUGGGUUUAUUUCUGGGCUCUGUUCUGUUCCCCAUGUCUAUGUAUCUGUUUUUAUGCCAGUACCGGACUGCUUUGAUGUAGCUUUGUAAUAUACAGUCAUGUGUCACAUGAUGACAUUUUGGUCAAUGAAAGACUAUAUAUACGACAGUGGACGCAUAAGAUAAUAGAGCUGAAAAAUCCCUUUUCUAUGUUUAGACACACAAAUAUCACUGUGUUAUAAGUACUUAGAAUAUUCAAUACAGUAACAUGCUGUAUGGGUUUGUAGCCAAGGAGUAAUAGGCUAUGCCAUACAGCCAAAGUGUGUAGCAGGUGUACUCUGUGAUGUUUGAACAAUGAUGAAAUUGCCUAACAACACAUAUCCCAGAAUGUAUCGCUGUCAUUGGCGACAUGUGACUGUAGUUGUUUUGGUUUGGUUUGGUUUUUUUGAGACAGUCUCACUCUCUCACCCAGGCUGGAGUAUAACAGCGCAAUUUGGGCUCACUGCAACCUCCAUCUCCCUGGUUCAAGUGAUUCUCAUGACUUGGCCUCCCAAGUAGCUGGGAUUACAGGUGCCUGCCACCAUGCCCAGCUAAUUUGUGUAUUUUUAGUAGAGAUGGGGUUUCUCUGCAUUGGCCAGGCUGGUCUCAAACUCCUGGCCUCAACUGAUUCACCCGCCUCAGCCUCCCAAAGUGGUGGGAUUACAGGCAUGAGCCACCACUCCAGGCCAACUGUAGUUUGAAAUCAAGAAGUGUGAUGCCUUCAGCUUUGUUCUUUCUCAAGAUUGCUUUGGCUGUUUGGGGUCUUUUGUAGUUCCAUAUAAAUUUUAGAGUUGUUUUUUCUUUUAUUUAUUUAUUUAUUUUGAGACAGAGUCUCACUCUCUGUUGCCAGGCUGGAGUGCAGUGGUGCGAUCUCAGCUCACUGCAACCUCCACCUCCCAGGUUCAAGCAAUUCUUCUGCCUCAGCCUCCCAAGUAGCUGGGACUACAGGCAUGUGCCACCACACCUGGUUAAUUUUUGUAUUUUUAGUAGAGGCAAGGUUUCACCAUGUUGUCCAGGCUGGUCUCGAUCUCUUGACCUUGUGAUCCACCUGCCUUGGCCUCCCAAAGUGCUGGGAUUACAGGCAUGAGCCACUGCGCCCGGCGUGUUUUUUCUAUACAUGUGAAAAAUGCCAUUGGAAUUUUGAUAAGGGUUGCAUUGAAUCUCUAGAUCACUGAGUAGUAUGGAUAUUUUAACAAUGUUAAUUAUUCCAAUCCAUGAACAUAUGAUAUCUUUUCAUUUAUUUGUGUCUACUUUAGUUUCUUUAAUCAAUGUUUUAUAUAGUUGUUAGUACACAGAUCUUCCACCUCCGUUAAAUUUUUUUUUUUUUUUUUUUUUUUUGAGACAGAAUCUCGCUCUGUUGCCCAGGCUGGAGUGCAGUGGCGCAAUCUCGGCUCACUGCAAGCUCUGCCUCCCGGGUUCGCGCCAUUCUCCUGCCUCAGCCUCCUGAGUAGCUGGGACUACAGGCGCCCGCCACCACACCUGGCUAAUUUUUUUGUAUAUCUAGUAGAGACAGGGUUUCACCAUGUUAGCCAGGAUGGUCUUGAUCUCCUGACCUCGUGAUCUGCCUGCCUCAGCCUCCCAAAGUGCUGGGAUUACAUGUGUGAGCCACCAUGUCUGGCCCUACCCCAGUUAAAUUUAUACUUAAGUAUUUUGUUCUUUUUGAUGCUAUUGUAAAUUUAUUUGUUUUCUUAACUUCUCUUUUGGAUAGUUGUUAAUGUUUAGAGACACAACUGAUUUUUGUAUCCUCAACUGUACUAAAUUUGUUUAGCUAUAGCGGGUUUUUUACGGAGUCUUUAGGGUUUUCUAGAUAUAAGAUUGUGUCAUCUGCAAACAGAGAACGUCUUCCUUUCCUAUUUGGAUUUUUUUUCUUACCUAAUUGCUUUGGCUAGGAUUUAGUGAUUUUCGGUCUGGAUGAUCUGUCUGUUAUUGAAAAUGGAUAAUCAUGUCCCUACUAUUAUUGCACUGCUGUCUGUUUUCUGUCUGGAUGAUCUGUCUGUUAUUGAAAAUGGAUAAUCAGGUCCCUACUAUUAUUGCACUGCUGUCUAUUUCUUCCCUCUUUUCUGUUAAUAUUUGCUUUCUGUUUAGGUGCCCCAAUAUUGAGUGGAUGUAUAUUUAUAAUUGUUAUAUCCUCAUGAUGAAUUAGCCCCUUUAUCAUUAUAUAGUGACAUUCCUUUUUUUGAGAUGGAGUCUUUCUCUGUCACCCAUGCUGGAGUGCAGUGUGUGAUCUCAGCUCACUGCAACCUCUGUCUCCAAGGUUCAAGUGAUUCUCCUGCCUCAGCCUCCAGAGUAGCUGGGAUUACAGGAAUGUGCCACCACACCACUACUAAAAAUACAAAACUUAGCCAGUCAUGGUGGCACGCGCCUGUAGUCCCAGCUACUCGGGAGGCUGAGGCAGGAGAAUCACUUGAACCUGGGAGGUGGAGGUUGCAGUGAGCCAAGAUGGUGCCACUGCACUCCAGCCUGGGUGACAGAGUGAGACUCUGUCUAAAAAAAAAAAGAAAGAAAAAAAGGAAAGGAAGAAAGAAAAAAAUAUAUUUAUUAUUCAUUAAGUAGAAGUGGAUCAUCAUAAAUGUCAUCAUCCUCAUCAUCCUCACGUUGAGUAGUCUGAGGAGGGGUUGUCUUGCGGUCUCAGGGAUGGCAGAGGCAGAAGAAAAUUAGCUUAUAUAUAGACCCACAAAGUUCAAACCCUCGUUGUUCAAAGGUUAACUGAAUAAACUCAUAACUUGAAUUGCA